AGCGUUGAACGUUUCACAAGCGCAUCGCCGCGUCUGCGCGCUGCACUCGAUUCGGCGCAGCACUCAAAGAAGCGAACGACGAUAAACGCCAAUAGAAUAGACGGGCGUCGGGGUUGCGUCAUGAUGCGUCUCGACGUCGCGUAACGCUGCCGAAUUGGACGGGAGAAGCGUGUGACGGGGGAAGAAUGGUGGGCCAGCUGAUCUCCCCUUAUCACCGCUCGCGCGUAUCAAAGUUCGCGCGGCGCAGCGAUACGGCAGAGGCGGUAGGGGCGAGGUGGGGCAAGCGGGGGUGGGACAAGGGUCGGACUCCGGCGGCGGGCCAUGCGGAUCCGUGCUCGGACCUCGUCGUUGUCGUUGGACGUUGCGGGACACGAUUGCGGCCAGAAGAGAGGAGCAUCGUCGCGCACUAUCCUGGCGCUGCCAUGGUGACGAUCAGCACGUGUCGCGCCGCCGCCGCCGCGGCCUUCAGGGCCGUGAUACUGGGCGCACCGGCUUCCGGCAAGGGCACCGUGUCCUCCAGGAUCGUCCGGCAGUUCGACGUCGCGCACAUCUCCAGCGGCGACAAGCUGCGCCGGCACGUGACCGCCGGCACGGACCUGGGCAAGGAAGUGAAGAAGUACCUGGACAACGGUAGCUUCGUACCAGACGAUACGAUGAUAUCGCUGAUCAGCAACGAGAUCGAGUCGGUGGCUGCUCGGAAUUGGCUUCUGGACGGAUUCCCGCGGACGGUGGCGCAGGCGGAGCGGCUGCAGGAGCUGCACUCGAUCAAUCUCGUACUCAACCUCGUAGUGCCCACCUCCGUCAUCCUGGAGCGCGUCAGGAACAGAUGGAUCCACCCGCCCAGCGGGAGGGUCUACAACCUUGGCUUCAAUGAUCCAAGAGUGCCGGGCAAGGACGACGUGACGGGCGAGCCGCUGAGCCAACGAGAAGACGACAAGCUGCAAGUCGUGCAGAAGAGGCUGCGGGACUACGCGACGAAGACCGAGCCGGUCGUGCAGUUUUACCGCGAGAUUGGAGUACUGAAGGACUUCCGCGGCAACACUACCGACGAGAUGUGGCCGGCGAUCAGGAGUUGCGUGGCACAAUACAUUUGAGCUCUAGAUCGAAUUUUUAGAUUUCUUUUUUAAAUUAGCUAAAUAAUAGAUCGAUAUCUGUUCAUAAGUGUAUCGGGGGACCGUCACAUAGAUCUCUCUAACUCUCUCUAUCGAAGUCUACCUACAGAUCUGUUUAGAUGUCUCGAAUUUUUAGACUUGCCAGAGAUCUCUCUUGCCGAUUUUUAGAUAUAAAAUAUCCUAACAAAUUUAUAUCUAAUUUUUAUAUUUAAAGAUACAUGUCCUCCUGUGGUCUUAUAUUUAAAAAAAUUUAGAGUGGAUCUAUUUGGACGGUAGAUCUCUCGGAUAGAUCUGUAGACUACUUAUCUAAUUCUUAGACUUCCUAAGAAUCAGUUUAAAUUAUGGAAUAGCAAACCAAAUCAGAUAAGGUCUUGCACCUUUUAUAAGAAUAUUUUGCCUUUUUCUAAGAAUUAGAUAGGUGGCCAGGCCUAUUUAGAUCUAUCCGAGACUUGCGACUUACGCCACCGCGUACGAUCUCGUGAUAAGCUCGGGAAUAUACGUAACGAUGAACAGAAUGCACGUUGUAGCUUUACGCGUAAUUCUUCCGGCGACGCUUUCUUCCACGCUGGCGAACGUACACGUAUAAAUCGCGAUAAGCUGCAAAUAUGCGCAAUUCCGCAUCGACAAUAAUAAGUUCGUAAAAUGUAAAUUCAACGAACAAUGCCGAGAGAUAGUCUUUAUAUACGAGACUUGUAACAUUUUAACCAAAACCACUAAAAUCUUUCAGUCAAUUUUUCCUUAGCGAACGCAUCGACAAUGCCGAAAUUUCAAAUAUUCGAAAGAAGAUUUGCGAUCUAACGUGUCAUUUUUGGGGAAGCUAGUAAAUUCCGUUGAAAACUGUCAUUUGCAAUAAAAUCAAAAUUUGGAAUUUUGCAGAAUUAAAUUGAAGUAUUCAGUUUGUUGAAAAAAAUACAAGCACUCGCUUAUUGAUUAUCUCUUUCCUUCUUUUCUGCCAGCAGCAAAUCGUUUGCACAUCGAGCUUGAUGAAGGUUCGAGGUAUAGUACAAAGUAGCAAUUAAUUAACUGUGAGGAUCGAUUAUCCCCGAGGACGACGUUAUUGCCGCAUACGUCUUUAUUUCGAGCGUAUAGCGUAUUAUCAUGUAAGAGAGGUAUAACAAUGUUUGUCAAUAUUGUGUACAUCUUUAACAAUAUGAGUAUAAUAUACGCAUACACAGUA
This is a messenger RNA of Ooceraea biroi (clonal raider ant), 2289 nucleotides long. RefSeq names its product Adenylate kinase 3 (gene Ak3). Gene Ontology annotation, cellular component: mitochondrion. Gene Ontology annotation, biological process: nucleobase-containing compound metabolic process. NCBI's taxonomy places the organism in Eukaryota, Metazoa, Arthropoda, Insecta, Hymenoptera, Formicidae. Gene Ontology annotation, molecular function: AMP kinase activity; ATP binding. The record is from RefSeq and is a predicted model, not a curated record.